AUGCCCAUCCAAGGCGCUGACACACAGUUCCUCUUGCUUCCAUAUUUCCCUGCCAGGCUAUCUGUGCCCCCUUCACCGGCCCAUUCACAACCAUCGAUCAAGGACCGCCGGCCCACAGCCUAUCCAGGCACCGGAAACUGCUUCCACCCUUCCCCAUCCCCAUCCUCGAUCCCAACCACAGAUCUCCAUCACCACCACACCGACGCCCUUCCGCCCACGCACCAUCCCCCCCCCGCCGACGCCUAUGCAAUGCAGCGCUUGUCCAUGGCCCAGCACGCCCCCGCCGACCACCGCUCCGCCGCCCCGUCAGGCAGAGCUUCCUACGCGCCGACGGAGGCCCAGGCCCGGGGGCCGACCGAUUACGCGGCGCCCAUCCCCAGGCUGAGCGUGGCCCCCUAUGACGCCCACGCCAGCCCCUCCAGGGUGACCUUCGCCGGGGUGGACAGGGUGUUUUCGGACGCCCCGCUGGCCAACGAGGGCGUCACGCGCGAGAUCCGCAAGUCUGUGAUGGAGCUCCCCACCAGAAGUUCUCUGAUGAGCAUCGCCGCCGACGGGGACGGCGCCGGCGACCACUCCCCCCGCAGCCAAUCCAAUCACCAAUCGCAGCAAAGACUUUCGGCUGCGGACAGAUUUUCGGGAGUGGACGACCGCGACCCGCGCCUCCGCGCCCCCGGCGACCUGAUCGCCUUCAGCUCCGACAACGAGCACCCGCUGGACGCCGAGUACCCCGUGUACGCGGCGAGCCCCGCGGAGAUCCUGCCGGGGACGGAUCAGGCCACGCAGACAAUGCGAGACCCACGCGGCGAUCGCCGGCGGGCUCACAGCAUGGCGGCUUCGAUGGACGGCGGAGCGCUCCCCGGUGGGAUGCCUGCCAGGGCAUCCGCGAUGGAUUUCGCCCUCGAGCAGAGCCGCCCGCGCCAGGACCUUGGCCAGGGAUGGGACGUGGCAGCUGGGCCAAUUGCAUCGAUGCAGGAUGCCACCGGCUUGGGGCGACAGUUCGCCGUCGACAGAGGCCUCUCGACAGGCCCGUACGCCUCCCCGGCGCCGCAGAUCGAAGCAGCAUCAGUGCCUGGCCUCGACCCAAGGGACCAUCCCGGCUACGGGGAAAGAUUCUUCGGCGCCGCAGGCCCGUCGGAGGAAAGCACCGCCGGCCUCCGGGGCGCCUCCCAGCCACCCUCCUACCGCCACUCCGUCGCCGCCAUGGCGUCCACCCUUAACCCCGCGCUGCGCCACUCGGCGCCCGCCGACCCCCGCUACUCCCUCCCCACCUUCCGCCAACCCGCCGACCCCAACUUCGAAUUCGACCCCUCGCGGGGCAACCCCUUCGCCGCCAGGCGCACGCCCCCGCCCCGCCGUCCCGAUCCAAUCCCCGCGCAGCCAACGCCGCGCCAAUCUGACUUCCCCUUGGAGAUCCCCAUGCCAACCGACCAGGCCUGGGCGGCGGGAACGCUGCAGCGGCAAUUCCAAGAGAAUGAGCCACAGGCGCACCCGAGAGGACAAGCUGCGACUUACUCCAUCACGCCAAGGCCACCCCCGCCCCCGCCCCCUCCCCCUCCUCCACCCCCGCCUCCACCCCCGCCGCCUCCUUCGCAAAGUCUCGCCAGAUCUGCACAGACCUCCCCCGAGGACGGUGUGUCGGACAUGACACCGUUCGAGGGGCAGGCUGGGGUUUGGGAGGGUCAGCCCCUGGGCGGCGGCGGAGCAAGGGGGACGGACGCGGGGCCGGAUACUCGGGGCGCGCGGCCGGCGGCGAGCCAGGUACGGAGAGGGGCGGGUUCUCUGUGA
Ostreobium quekettii is the source of this 1785-nucleotide messenger RNA. The record is from the annotation of a GenBank genome assembly. NCBI's taxonomy places the organism in Eukaryota, Viridiplantae, Chlorophyta, Ulvophyceae, Bryopsidales, Ostreobiaceae.